This is a messenger RNA of Abrus precatorius (Indian licorice), 702 nucleotides long. RefSeq lists its product as uncharacterized. The record is from RefSeq and is a predicted model, not a curated record. Bases 1 to 702 code for a protein of 233 amino acids. The transcript is spliced from 3 exons. NCBI's taxonomy places the organism in Eukaryota, Viridiplantae, Streptophyta, Magnoliopsida, Fabales, Fabaceae.
AUGGGACACUCUGCUAGUGUCUGUUGGUCUGCUCCACAAAAGAGCGGGAGCAUGAGUGUGGAACAAAGACCUAAAUCUAGAGCAAGCACUGGAACAAAGCCAAAUGUGAAAGGCAAAGUUUUUGCUAUGAGUGGAGCCGAGGCUUCAAAAUCAGAGGAGCUUAUUAGAGGUAAAUGUAUCAUAAAAGACCGACUUAUAGAUGUGUUGUUUGAUUCUGGUGCUACUCAUUCCUUUAUUUCUGUGGAUUGUAUGAGAUGUCUAGAAUUACCUGUAUCUGAAUUGUCUUGUGAUGUUAUUGUAUCUACUCCUACGGGUAAACCCGUAGCAACUUCUUCUGUAUGUCUAGGUUGUCCUGUGAUGGUACAUGAGAAAGUCUUGAUUUUUGGCACUAAAGUAUCAGAAAGUGCUAAACUCUUAGGUCCAGAUCCAUUGGAAAAUGUAAUGAGUGCUAAGGCUUUCAUGGUUCUAUUUUCAAUUGAGACUGAAAAGGAAAUGAAGCCUGAGUAUAUCCCAGUGGUUAGAGAUUUUUUAGAAGUUUUCCCUGAUGAUGUAACUAAAUUGCCACCGGAAAGAGAGAUUGAGUUUACUAUUGAUCUCAUUCCGGGAGUAAAUCCUAUUUCUGUUGCACCAUAUAGGAUGUCACCAGUGGAGUUGGCUGAGGUUGUUUAUCCAAAUGCUCAUCAUGAUAUUUCUACUGCAUAA